GUCAUAACGGGUGAUGUUUUGGGUUUCUGUUUGGGUAGAAGUGUCACCAACAUUGAGCAAUAUUCAACAAUAUUUUUUUUAAAAUGGGAAGUUCACAGAGUGCUUUUACGGAACAAGAACUUGAAGACUACCAAACUUUGACAUAUUUGACAAAGAAAGAAAUUUUGCAUGUUUUCAAGCGAUUCUCUGCCCUUUCCCCAGAUGUGGUGUCAAAGAACAAAAAUGUCAAACUUGAAAAAGACGUUGUACUUAAACUUCCAGAACUUGAGGUGAACCCAUUUCGAGAGAGAAUCUGUGAGGUGUUUUCUUCUGCUGGAGAUGGUGGUCUGACCUUUGAGGAUUUUUUAGACAUGAUGUCGGUAUUCAGUGACCAAGCACCCAAGAACGUCAAAGUGGAAUAUGCAUUUAGAAUUUAUGAUUUUGACAGUGAUGACAUGCUGUCGAGCAAUGACCUAAAGAAAGUGGUUGAGAAGCUGACUGGCAGCCAGCAGAAACUGGAUGAUGAAGACAUGCAGCAGCUCAUUGAUAAUAUUUUAAGUGAAGCAGAUCUGGAUGAUGAUGAAUCCUUGUCGUUUGCAGAAUUUGAGCAUGUUAUCUCAAAAGCUCCUGAUUUUGUCAAUUCAUUCCGGAUCCGACUUUGAGAGCAUCAGCAGAGAUUGAAAAACAAUAUUACAAACUAUUUCCUUUUAUAAACUUUUAUAAUAUGGUUUAUUCAUUACAUAUAUCAAGAAUAGCAGGUGGUUUUAGAACAAAGAAAUGCAUAUUUGGGUUUGACACAAUCAGAUAUAUUUUUAAAUAUUAAAUAUAUAAAACUAAUUCCUUGGUGUGCAUGUAACCUCCUGCUAAUGUAUUAUGUUAGUUUAUGUUUACUUUAACACAACUAACUCAUGACAAUUCACCCAGAAUUACUUUUAUCCAAAUCAUAUACUGUCAAUUAGGGAAUGUUAAGAGAACAUAACAUUUUAGCUAAUUUAGCAAGGCCAUCAAAAAUACUAUUUCAUGACACUAAAUAUAAAGGGACAUUCAAAGAAAAACUUCUGAAUGUAUGUUUUGUCAGUGAUUAAAGGGACAAACCCUAGUUUUUAAACACUACAGCAUAUUUUACACUGUUAGAGCCAUUUAUGAUCACUGAAAUCAAACAUUACUUAUAUUUUAUUGUUUAGAUUAUCCAUUCCCGUAGAACC
This is a messenger RNA of Gigantopelta aegis, 1184 nucleotides long. Its product is annotated as calcium and integrin-binding protein 1-like. The coding region runs from base 84 to 641 and encodes 185 amino acids. Lineage: Eukaryota; Metazoa; Mollusca; Gastropoda; Neomphalida; Peltospiridae. The transcript is spliced from 7 exons. The record is from RefSeq and is a predicted model, not a curated record. Gene Ontology annotation, molecular function: calcium ion binding.